AUGGCCUAUAAGAUCCCAGUUGUUUUGCUAAUAUUACCGGUUAUCGUGGCUGUUCUUCUCUACCAACUCGAUACCUUCGAUCCGGUUCCAUAUCCCGACCACGAGUUGACUCCAAAGCAGCCCCUGUUUGUGCCUAAGAGAAACAGUCACAUGCUUCAUGGCUCAGAAAAAAUCGGGGUUGGUCAGCUGCUGGGCCCAGAAGAUAUAGCUUAUGAUCCUAUCACAGGAGUUAUAUACACCGGUUGUGCCGAUGGGUGGAUCAGCCGAGUUAUGGUUAACGAGUCAGCAGCUGACUCGAAGGUGGAGAGAUGGGUCAACACCGGUGGCAGACCACUUGGACUUGUUCGUGGACAUCAUGGUGAACUCAUCGUAGCAGAUGCUGUAAAGGGGUUAAUAAAUGUGAGUCGAGAUGGUACAAUGGAGUUGCUGACUGAUGAGGCUGAGGGUCUAAAAUUUAAGCUAACAGAUGGCGUUGAUAUUAAUCUUGACGGCGUUCUCUACUUUACUGACGCUUCUUACAAAUACGCUUUCAAUGAGGUUUUUUUGGAUGUAUUCGAGGGCAGACCCUAUGGCAGAUUCAUGAGUUAUGAUCCUUCCACCAAACAAACCACAGUGCUGCUACGGGACUUGUAUUUUCCAAAUGGUGUUACGGUUUCAGCUGAUCACGAUUCUGUUAUAUUCUGCGAGAGUGUCAUGACAAGAUGUAAGAAGUACUACAUAAAAGGUGAGAAAAAAGGAUCCGUGGAUACAUUUAUCGAAAAUUUGCCUGGAGUGCCUGACAAUAUUCGAUAUGAUGGAGAAGGCCAAUACUGGAUUGCAUUCCCCACGGGAGUGACAUACUUUUGGAGUUUGUCUCAGAGGUAUGCUUUCCUCCGUAAGGUGACGGUGAUAAUGAUAAAGUACAUAGGCCUACCACCACAUCUCCAGAAGAAUGGAGGGAUUUUUGCUGUCGAUUUGGAUGGAAAGCCAGUUGCACACUAUUAUGAUUAUGAUCUAUCUAAAAUCACAUCCGGCAUCAAAAUCGGGGAGCAUUUGUAUUGUGGUGCCUUAGAAUCGCCAUACAUCACGCGCCUUAACAUAAGCCAAAAUUUGAAUGUUCUACACAGGCAGCCAACUGUUGCCACACUUCUUGCGGUGCCAUGUAUUUUAGGUGUUGAUUUAACUGAUGUGCAUCUCUUGGAGUUUCUUCAACAGACAUCACUCUGUUUUCAGUGUGCUCAUGGACGACCUACUACUGUUCCACUUGUUGAGUUGGAUGUCUUGCACAAUCUGAUUGCUAAGCUUGGUUCAUGUUCCUCUGGUUCGCAAGAGUCAUGGCAUGGGUUGUUUCAGCAUGGACUCAGUUUAGAACGUGCCAGAAAGCGCCUCAACAUUUCCUGA
This is a messenger RNA of Fraxinus pennsylvanica, 1380 nucleotides long. The record is from the annotation of a GenBank genome assembly. Lineage: Eukaryota; Viridiplantae; Streptophyta; Magnoliopsida; Lamiales; Oleaceae.